Molecule: messenger RNA, 738 nt
Organism: Camelina sativa (false flax)
Lineage: Eukaryota; Viridiplantae; Streptophyta; Magnoliopsida; Brassicales; Brassicaceae
Source: RefSeq, a predicted model, not a curated record
AUGACCAAGAUCAACUACGAUGCUUGGCGUGAGCUUUUUGAAACACAUUGUUUCAGCUUUGGCGUGUAUGGCCAUCUCGAUGGCACUUCUCUACCUGCAAAUCCAGAGGAUAUAUCUUGGAGAGAGAGUGAUGGUCUUGUCAAGAUGUGGAUCUAUGGAACCAUCUCUUCGUCCCUUCUCGACACGGUUCUCAAAACUCGUUGCUCUGCUCGUGAACUCUGGCUCAUCAUCGAAAAUCUCUUCCGUGACAACAAAGAAGCUCGUGCAAUCCAACUUGACAAUGAUCUCCGCUCUCUUACCAUCGGCGAUCUCACGGUACAUGACUAUUGUCAAAAGCUCAAGACACUUUCUGAUCUCCUUGCCAACGUUAACUCUCCGGUCUCUGAUCGCGUCGUCGUGACGUAUAUGCUGAACGGUCUCUCCCCGAAGUUUGACAACAUCAUCAACAUCAUCAAACAUCGCCAGCCGUUCCCCACCUUUGCUGUUGCCCGAUCCAUGCUUGUUGAGGAGGAACAACGUUUAAACCGUCAGACCCAGAUCCGUACCCCUGCCUCUCUUGACUUGUCAUCCCAUAGCGUGCUAUACACGAACUCUAGCGGACACAACAACAACACCGGUGGUCACCGUGACAACAACUACAACAAGGGCAGCUCCUACGGCGGGAGGGGUCGCGGUCGUGGACGUAACAACAAUAACAGAGGACGUGGCCGUCAACAGUGGCAAUGGAGUCCAAACUAG